AUGCUGGAUCCGGGACCGCCAGCAAACCUUUCUCCUUUGGAGCCAACAAGGACGCAUCUGCUACGUCCUCAGCACCUUUUGGAUCUUCAGGUCAAUCCAGCUUGUUUGCCAAGCCCGAUGACAAGACAAGCACAAAUUCAACUCAGCCAGGAUUGUCGUUCGGCAAUACAGACAAGAAGGAGAGCCCCAAACCAAACUUCUCUUUCUCAAAGCCCGAAGAGAACAAGAGCUCACCUGCUUCUGGACUCUCUUUUGGCCAACAAAACGAAAAGAAAGAUACACCUGCUGUUUCUUUUGGAAGUACCACUGACAAAAAAGAUGCUACUCCUGGUUCCUCCUUCAGCAAACCAGAAGAAAAGAAGGAGAGCACUGCCAGCUCGGGAUUUUCGUUCCAAAAACCAGAAGAGAAGAAGGAAGCAUCAGGAUUUACAUUUGGGAAAACCGACGAAAAGAAAGACACCGCAUCAAGUUCGGCCUUUUCCUUUGGUAAGCCAGCGGAAAAGAAAGACGCUUCACCUGGAUUCUCAUUCGGCAAGCCAGAAGAAAAGAAAGACACCACAACUUCCUCUGGAUUGUCGUUUGGAAAACCAGCGGAAAAGAAGGAAGGCUCAUCUGGAUUUUCUUUGGGUACAACAGAGAAGAAGGAUACUCCUCUGA
Molecule: messenger RNA, 657 nt
Organism: Meyerozyma guilliermondii ATCC 6260
Lineage: Eukaryota; Fungi; Ascomycota; Pichiomycetes; Serinales; Debaryomycetaceae
Exons: 1
Coding region: 1-657 (218 amino acids)
Source: RefSeq, a predicted model, not a curated record